ACAUGCAAAUCGACUGCAUGCUGGUUUGUGGUGCCACUCGGAUUGAACCUGUGUUUAGUCUGGACUUAAAGACACCACGAUGCAGCAGCGCUUUAUGUCCUUUCCCCAUGUUGCUAAAGCUCCAUCUAUUCAACUCCAUCAUGCUUGUCGUCUUAUAGAUCAUUUUACUCAUCAUCUCAUACAUACCGUGUUAAAUGGGCUUUAACGUACCAUUUUUUUCAUACUGUUGAAUAUUAUUUAUUAUUAUCUGAUUCCAGUCACCAUGGUCACCUGCUCUACAAACAAUCGACUUAGUUUUGUUCUUUAUCUGUUAAUGAACUCGAUGGUCUGCUGUAACUCAACAUUUAUUUGAUAUUGAAUGUGUUUCGGUGCGAUAUUUCCUUUAAACAAGGCAUUUCGUUUGGAUAUACGUAAGAAAUACAUGUUUUGUAAUACUUUAUAGUCGAUUAAGUCUGUCUGAAUGGGGCGGAUGUUUCUGCUGAUCGAUUGGUACAGUCUGAGUACCUAGUAGGGUACACAUGAUCUUGCCGGAAGUGUGCGCGAACACGACAAGAUGGUGGCCACCAGGAGAGGAACACGCGCGGCUUCUUCAGCGACGAAAGCAAACGACGAAGCCACAGAAACGCCGGUAUUUACAAGAACAAGACAUAGAACAGGUAUAUUGACAACCCCGUCCCAAUCUGAACACCCAAGUGACUCCCAGCAGGAUGAAGCAGAAGAACAGUCCACAGCUCUGGCUGAACCAGAAACCUCAGCAAAAUUGGAAACUAGAGGUGCUAAAUGUCAACCGACAGACAAACAGCCAGAAUCCACACAUGAAGCAGAUGUGUCUGAAUCCGAAUCUUGCUGUUCUGUGGCGUCGGAUAUCCAGCUGGUGUCCCGAAGCAGACGGAGAGCAACAGUCAGAGUGAAAGCUUCAUCUGUGGAGGAAAUGGAGGUCUCUAAAACUGAAUCUAGUUCUUCAUCAUUGACUAAAACGCCACGCAGAUCUACAAGAGUUCAGAAGAAGCCUGUACCUGUUUUGGGGUCCUCCACUUCACAGGAAGAUGAGCACUCCGAGGCUGAGUCUUGCAGCUCAGUGGCAUCUCUGUACACAAGAGUCACAAGAAGCUGCAGGAAACCUGCUGAUGCUCUCAAGGGUGCAACUCAUUCAGAGGCAGAUUCUUGCUCGUCUGUAGUUUCUGGCCCACAGGGAUCGACUGUCCGGAGGUCCACAAGAUGCAGAGUGAAGGUCACUGAGUCGAUCCCCAUCCACUUGGAGCACAGCGAAACUGCUGAGGCUGCUGCUCCUUCAAAAUCCAGAAGGACAAGGGGAUGCAGUGGCAAAGCCAAGUCUGCUGAAGAAGGCCAGGCUUAUGAAUCUGAAGGAUGUCAGUCUGGCCCUAGCUUGAGUCCUAGAAGAACCACCCGAACCACUAGUCGUGCAGCUGAUUCAGAUUCAGAAUCAGUAUUGACUUCGCUUGAUAGUCCUUGUUCUACACAGGGCAAGGGAACCCCGUGUAGUAGCCGAACAGGCUCAGCUAGCAGCAACUGCGCUGUCCGAUUUUCUAGAUCAAAAAGUGUUCGAGUCACAGUAAAUGUGCUUAAGAUGCCUGUAUUGGUGUCCAAAAGUGUUAAAAAGGACAGUGUAGAAAAUGAAUCUGAGAACGACCAGGCUGAAACUACACAGGAUAUACCUGUAAGUUCAACAAAGUCUGACAUGGAGGAUGUAGAGGAAAUGGAGGAGGAUGUGAAUAAUAAAACAGUUUUUGCUGCAGAUCAGGAAUGUUUUGUUGUUGAGGACAAUAAUAGGGAUCUUACUCUAUGUCUUGAUGAGGCUGAGGCUGGAGUGAGAAUUAAACCUGAGAGCAGUCAAGACAUUUCUUCUAAGACAGAGAAUGAUGUUGAGAUUGCAGAUGAAGCCAUGGACACGCACGAGGCCAGCUCUGUGCAGGAAGUCCAAGCUGUGGAAGAGGAAUCAAGUUCCAUAUCAGUGACACACCAGAAGAGUGUCAAAAGGGUUGACCACAAACCUCAGUCAAACCUCGCAGUAGAAUCCGAUACCAAAGUUAGACAAAGUUCUGAACUGCCUGUACAUGAAGAGAAUUUAAAAGUACUGAGUGAACCAGAGAAGAAAAUGGAAGUAACGAAGAAGUUGAGGGAUGCAGCAGCUGAUGAAGGCACAAUUACAAUUGACCAGGACUCUUCAGAGGAAGAGGUGAUGGAAGACACGACUAACAACGAAGGACCAUCAAGCUCAAAAGCAUCUAAGGAGAGUAUAGAGAAGAGCAAGCCUGUGACGGUAUUCGUCAGCUUGCUGGACAGCAGUGCGGAUGAGGAGAGUGAUGAUGAUGGGCUCUCAGUGGACGGAGGUAAUGACAAGGCUGUGGACUUGGAGAGUGAGGAAGAUGUGUGCCGUUCUGAGGAUCAACCAGGCCCCUCUGCUGCACUGGACUCGCUCACGGGUAACAGGCUGUUUGUUAUAGACGCACGGCCUGGCUGUCAACCCAGUGAAAAAUACUACAUUGAUACUAAACAGAAAGAAAGCCAUGACUAUGAGAAGGAGUCCAAAGUUGUUGCGGAUGAAGAGGAUUUUGUUGAUGAGGAGGGAGAUGAUGAUAAUGAGGAGGACGAAGACGAAGACUCAAAAAUACUCUUCUCUAAUAGGAAGCUGGCAAUGAACGAGUUAUCCAGUUCUAUUGACCCUGGGUUCAAAAUAAAGUCUUUUGGAGGUUUGUAUAUCAACUUUGAUGGCAGCAAAACCAAAUCUGUGUCUGACAACCUGAAAAAGCUGAAGGAACAGAAGAAGCAGGAUGAGUUGCUGAAGAAGAGUGUGAUUGUUGCAGGCUUUGAAAAGAAAGACAGUGUGCCACCAUACAAGGAAUCCAAACAUGCAGCUAAAUUAAAGCGCAGGGAGGAGAAAGCAAAGACCACUGGAGACGGUUGGUUCAACAUGAGAGCUCCUGAAGUAACUGGGGAACUGGCAAAUGAUCUCAAGGCUCUUCAGAUGCGCUCAGCCAUGGAUCCAAAACGCUUUUACAAGAAGAACGACAGAGAUGGGUUUCCUAAAUACUUUCAAGUUGGAACAGUGGUCGAUAACCCCAUAGACUUCUACCAUUCCCGUAUUCCUAAGAAAGAGAGGAAGAGGACUAUUGUAGAAGAAUUGCUUGCUGAUGCAGAGUUCAGAAGUUUUAACAAGAGGAAGUACAGAGAGAUCAUGGCAGAAAAAGCAGCAGCAGCAGCUGGAAAGAUGAAUAAAAAGAAGCAUAAAUUUCAAAAAAAGAAGUAAUACGCUUGACUUGUGCCACCAGUUUGGAGGAUUCGACAUGACGGUUCUCAUGACUGAUCUC
This is a messenger RNA of Tachysurus fulvidraco (yellow catfish), 3329 nucleotides long. It is a transcript of the gene dnttip2, whose product is annotated as deoxynucleotidyltransferase, terminal, interacting protein 2. Gene Ontology annotation, molecular function: RNA binding. Gene Ontology annotation, cellular component: nucleolus. Gene Ontology annotation, biological process: RNA processing. The record is from RefSeq and is a predicted model, not a curated record. Lineage: Eukaryota; Metazoa; Chordata; Actinopteri; Siluriformes; Bagridae. Bases 554 to 3268 code for a protein of 904 amino acids. The transcript is spliced from 8 exons.